CCGGGCGGCCCGCGUGGGUGUUUGAGGCCGUGUAGGUUGAAGUUUCCUUUGAAUUGCAGCAAAUCCCGUGAACCGAGCGAGGCCCUGGUGAGGAAAUUGGGGGUUCAUGCUCUGAAACUGCUACUCCGAAUCUCGCAUCUUCGCUCCGCCUCGCCUUCGGCGGGCCUCGACCUCGCCGCCGCCGGCUAUGGAGUUCAUCGACGACGAGUGGGACUCCCAGCCGCGCGCGCGCGUCGUCCACUCCCGCGCCGAUGCCGCCGCCAAUUCCUCAUCCCCCACUGCGAAUCCCGCGUCCCGCUCUCUCCCCCACGUCGUCGCCUGCGCCGCUGCAGCCGUGCUCCUCCUCGCCGCAGCCUACUCCCUCGACUCGGCCUACCAGGUCUUCGCCUCCAUUCUCGUUUGGAUCGCAUCCUCGCUGCUCCUCGCCCCCUUCGCGCCAUCCUCCGCCACCGGCGGCGACAUCUCCGUCGGCCGCGGCAGCUUCCUCCCUGACCAGGAACCGUCCCAGGAGCCCACCCCGGACCCCAUCGCCCCCUCCCGCCGGGGUCGCCGCCAGAACGCCGCCCCGCCGCCCCCAAAGUCGUCAGAUCCGGUCGCUCCUCCCGUCCAGCCGCCUCCACGGCGGCAGGAGGCGAUGGGUGGGGGGACCGCUGUUCUGGACGGCGUGGAGAGGGAGGAGGAGGUUGGCGAGUGGACCGACCAAGAAAUGGAGCUUCUCCGGCGGCAGAUGCUGAAGCACCCGGCAGGAGAGCCCCAGCGCUGGGAGAAGAUCGCCGCAGUGUUCGGCGGCCGCCGCACGCCUGAGAGCGUCAUCCGCGCAGCAAAGUCAGGCGGCGCCGUGGCGGCUGGUGGCUCGUUCGAGCAGUUCCUGCGCAAGCGAAAGCCGCUGGACCCAAGGGCCGGGGCCGCUGACGCUGAUACAGGUGGCAAUGCUGGAGGAGGGGACGGUGGUUGGAGUGCUGGUGAGGACCGUUCUCUGCUGAACGCGCUCAAGGAGUUCCCUAAGGACACGGCAAUGAGGUGGGAGAAGGUGGCCGCAGCAGUGCCUGGGAAGACAAAGUCCGGGUGCAUGAAGAGGGUCACCGAGCUCAAGCGUGACUUUCGGAGCAGCAAGGAGCCAUAGGAGGCAGCGCCAUAGCUUGAACGUUGUCUUCCUUGCCUGUGCAGAUACUCCUGCAUUGUUUGAACUUGCUGCUGGAGAAGUAAUGUAGAUCAGUGUAUUCUGGAUCAAGAAGCAGAUGGAUUGGAGAAACAUAGAUAGUAAUUACUCCCUCCGUCCCAAAUUUCUUGUCUUAAAUUUGUCUAGAUACAAAUGUAUCUAGUUACGUUUUAGUAUUAGAUACAUCCGUAUCUAGACAAAUCUAAGACAAGAAUUUUGAGACGGAGGGAGUAUAUUUUGCUCUGUAUGUGAAGUACGUAAUUACAUAAUACAUGCUCCUAUUCUUGUUCAUGAAACAUCGUUAAAAGUCACGUACCAAUAUGAAACGGGAAAAGGGGUAAAACUGUUGGGGAUGUAUGCAAACUGGUAUUUUGAUGUC
This is a messenger RNA of Triticum dicoccoides, 1538 nucleotides long. Its product is annotated as transcription factor MAMYB-like. Gene Ontology annotation, cellular component: cytosol. Gene Ontology annotation, biological process: 'de novo' cotranslational protein folding; regulation of translational fidelity. The record is from RefSeq and is a predicted model, not a curated record. Bases 188 to 1123 code for a protein of 311 amino acids. Lineage: Eukaryota; Viridiplantae; Streptophyta; Magnoliopsida; Poales; Poaceae. The transcript has 2 exons. Gene Ontology annotation, molecular function: Hsp70 protein binding; ribosome binding.